Physeter macrocephalus (sperm whale) is the source of this 3756-nucleotide messenger RNA. RefSeq names its product Cbl proto-oncogene B (gene CBLB). Gene Ontology annotation, biological process: negative regulation of epidermal growth factor-activated receptor activity; cell surface receptor signaling pathway. Gene Ontology annotation, cellular component: membrane raft; plasma membrane. The transcript has 19 exons. Bases 111 to 3062 code for a protein of 983 amino acids. NCBI's taxonomy places the organism in Eukaryota, Metazoa, Chordata, Mammalia, Artiodactyla, Physeteridae. The record is from RefSeq and is a predicted model, not a curated record. Gene Ontology annotation, molecular function: SH3 domain binding; ubiquitin protein ligase activity; receptor tyrosine kinase binding.
GUGGUCUCUUCCUCCGGCUAGUGCUGCUGCAGCGUCCCGCGGCCUCCCCGAGAGUCGGGCGGGAGGGGAAAGCGGGCGUGGACUGGUCUUGACGAGAACUAAGAUUCCAGAUGGCAAAUUCUAUGAAUGGCAGAAACCCUGGUGGUCGAGGAGGAAACCCCCGAAAAGGACGAAUUUUGGGUAUUAUUGAUGCUAUUCAAGAUGCAGUUGGACCCCCUAAGCAAGCAGCAGCAGAUCGCAGGACUGUGGAGAAAACUUGGAAACUCAUGGACAAAGUGGUCAGACUGUGCCAAAAUCCCAAACUUCAGUUGAAGAAUAGCCCACCAUAUAUACUUGAUAUUUUACCUGAUACGUAUCAGCAUUUGAGACUUAUAUUGAGUAAAUAUGACGACAACCAGAAACUUGCCCAACUCAGUGAGAAUGAAUAUUUUAAAAUCUACAUUGAUAGUCUAAUGAAAAAGUCAAAAAGAGCAAUAAGACUCUUUAAAGAAGGCAAGGAGAGGAUGUACGAAGAGCAGUCACAGGACAGACGAAAUCUUACAAAACUAUCCCUUAUCUUCAGUCACAUGUUGGCAGAAAUCAAAGCAAUCUUUCCCAAUGGGCAAUUCCAGGGAGAUAACUUUCGUAUCACGAAAGCAGAUGCUGCUGAAUUCUGGAGAAAGUUUUUUGGAGACAAAACUAUCGUACCAUGGAAAGUAUUCAGACAGUGCCUUCAUGAGGUCCAUCAGAUUAGCUCUGGCCUGGAAGCAAUGGCUCUAAAAUCAACAAUUGAUUUAACUUGUAAUGAUUACAUUUCAGUUUUUGAAUUUGAUAUUUUUACCCGGCUAUUUCAGCCUUGGGGCUCUAUUUUACGGAAUUGGAAUUUCUUAGCUGUAACACAUCCAGGUUACAUGGCAUUUCUCACGUAUGACGAAGUAAAAGCACGGCUACAGAAAUACAGCACUAAACCCGGAAGCUACAUUUUCCGGUUAAGCUGCACUAGGUUGGGACAGUGGGCCAUCGGCUAUGUGACAGGGGAUGGAAAUAUCUUACAGACCAUACCGCACAACAAGCCCUUAUUUCAAGCCCUGAUCGACGGCAGCAGGGAAGGAUUCUAUCUUUAUCCUGAUGGGAGGAGUUAUAAUCCUGAUUUAACUGGAUUAUGUGAACCUACACCCCAUGAUCAUAUAAAAGUUACACAGGAACAGUAUGAAUUAUAUUGUGAAAUGGGUUCCACUUUUCAGCUCUGUAAAAUUUGUGCUGAGAACGACAAAGAUGUCAAGAUUGAGCCUUGUGGGCAUUUGAUGUGUACCUCUUGCCUUACAGCCUGGCAGGAGUCAGAUGGCCAGGGCUGCCCCUUCUGUCGCUGCGAAAUAAAAGGAACGGAGCCCAUAAUCGUGGACCCCUUUGAUCCAAGAGAUGAAGGUUCCAGGUGCUGUAGCAUCAUCGACCCCUUCGGAAUGCCGAUGCUGGACUUGGAUGACGACGAUGACCGAGAGGAGUCCUUGAUGAUGAAUCGGUUGGCAAAUGUUCGAAAGUGCACCGACAGGCAGAAUUCCCCAGUCACAUCACCGGGAUCCUCUCCCCUUGCACAGCGAAGAAAGCCACAUCCAGACCCUCUCCAGAUCCCACAUUUAAGCCUGCCACCAGUGCCUCCUCGCCUGGAUCUAAUUCAGAAAGGCGUAGUUCGGUCUCCCUGUGGCAGCCCAACUGGUUCACCAAAGUCUUCUCCUUGCAUGGUGAGAAAACAAGACAAACCACUCCCAGCACCACCGCCUCCCUUAAGAGACCCUCCUCCUCCUCCACCUGAGAGACCUCCCCCAAUCCCCCCUGACAAUAGACUGAGUCGUCACUUCCUUCACAUGGAAAGUGUGCCUUCCAGAGACCAGCCGAUGCCUCUGGAAGCCUGGUGCCCUCGGGAUGUGCUUGGGACUAAUCAGUCAGUGGGAUGUCGCCUCCUAGGGGAUGCCUCUCCAAAGCCUGGAAUCACAGCGAGUUCAAAUGUAAAUGGAAGGCACAGUAGAAUGGGCUCUGACCCAGUGCUUAUGCGGAAACACAGACGCCAUGAUUUGCCUUUAGAAGGAGCCAAGGUCUUUUCCAAUGGUCACCUGGGAAGUGAAGAAUAUGAUGUUCCUCCCCGGCUUUCUCCUCCCCCUCCAGCUGCCACCCUUCUCCCCAGCAUCAAGUGUACUGGUCCAUUAGCAAAUUCCCUUUCAGAGAAAACAAGAGACCCAGUAGAGGAAGAUGACGAUGAAUACAAGAUUCCUUCAUCCCAUCCUGUUUCCCUGAAUUCACAACCAUCUCAUUGUCAUAAUGUAAAACCUCCUCCUAGGUCUUGUGAUAAUGGUCACUGUAUAUUGAAUGGAACACACGGUACGUCUUCAGAGAUGAAGAAAUCAAACAUCCCUGAGUUAGGCAUAUAUUUAAAGGGAGAUGUUUUUGAUUCAUCCUCUGAUCCAGUGCCAUUACCACCUGCCAGGCCUCCAACUCGGGACAAUCCAAAGCAUGGUUCUUCACUCAACAGGACGCCCUCUGAUUAUGAUCUUCUCAUCCCUCCAUUAGGUGAAGAUGCUUUCGAUGCCCUCCCCCCAUCCCUCCCACCUCCCCCACCUCCAGCAAGGCAUAGUCUCAUCGAACAUUCAAAACCUCCUGGCUCCAGUAGCCGACCAUCCUCAGGACAGGACCUUUUCCUCCUUCCUUCAGAUCCCUUCUUUGAUCCAGCAAGUGGCCAGGUUCCUUUGCCUCCUGCUAGGAGAUUACCAGGUGAAAAUGUCAAAUCCAACAGAACAUCACAGGACUAUGAUCAGCUUCCUUCAUCUUCAGAUGGUUCACAAGCACCAGCCAGACCUCCUAAACCACGACCCCGCAGGACUGCUCCAGAAAUUCACCACAGAAAACCCCACGGGCCUGAAGCAGCAUUGGAAAAUGUCGAUGCAAAAAUUGCAAAACUCAUGGGAGAGGGUUAUGCCUUUGAAGAAGUUAAGAGAGCCUUAGAGAUAGCCCAGAAUAAUGUCGAAGUGGCCCGUAGCAUCCUCCGAGAAUUUGCCUUUCCCCCUCCCGUCUCCCCACGUCUAAAUCUAUAGCAGCCAGGACUGUAAACACCAGAACACAAAGCAAUUGCUGAAUAUUCCAGAUGUGUGGAAAGGAGAAAAGUGAGAUGGAAUUCAAGAGAGAAUGUCUCCUCCUCACGUGGCAUCUUGAGAAGAGAAAGGCUCCGAAGUGCUGCUUCUCAGAAGACAGCUUCUUGCUCAGGAUGCCAAUGGCCACGGCUUCCUUAUUUUUGCUAGCCAUACUUUUAAAUCAGGGUUGAACUGACAAAAAUAAUUUAAAGACGUUUACUUCCCUUGAACUUUGAAUCUGUGAAAUGCUUUUCCUUGUUUACAAGUUGGCAAAGUUGCAGUUUGUUUUUUAGUUUUGUUUGGGGACUUUUUUGAUACCUGUACUGUGUUCUUGAUAGACCCUCUGUACAGUGGUCAGGUCUGCUGUAACAUUUUCUACCAACUCCCUUGCUGUCUGCGUCAACAGCUAAGUCACAUAUUCAUUGUAAUCGCUCCCAUCCCACCCCCACCCCAAACCCAGGUCCAGUUCCAUUUCUCCCAUUUACAAGAUGCUUUAAAGGUUCUGAUUUUCAACGUAUCAAAUUAAUGCAAAAAAAGUGUGUGGCCUUCACUACUGAGUCUUUUCUUUGGAAACCAUCACUGUUGAGAGAUCGGGAAAAUCUGAAUGUAUAAAGCAUUUUUUGGUCAAUGAAUGCCUUUUAUAAGGAGUUUUCAUAUA